AUGGCGACUUUAGAGAAUAAUUUACUCAAUUCGAGAUUUAACACUCUGUUGCAGUCUACAUCGUCCACGAGGCCAUUGACAAGCUCUCUUCAGCUUUCGUCAACAGAUAUAAACAGGCCUCUAACGUCCAAUCCACUUCUUAAAUCCAAUCCGUCCUUACUGACCUCAGCUAAAACAACGAAACGCAAUCUUGCUUGCACAUUCUUUGGAACCCAAAAUCUCCAAAAUAAGGAACUUCUAUCAUCAUCACUUGCAGAUUCCUCGUUGUUAGCGAAUAAAAACCUCGAAGGAUCAACAUCAGUGAACAAAACGCUCGACAAUAAACUCUUGCUCAAUCGAACAUCAUCCUCUUUUGGAAAUGAGAACUACUUGCUCCAACUGGCCUCUCCUAUCGAGUCACCGGGGUCAUUAGCAUCUUUAGAGCCAGAAAAAGAAGAAGUCUUCAGUGACGAACUCUAUCAAAAACCGUCAUCAUGUUGGACUCCAGACGAUGUUCAGCUCGUACCUAAGGAUACUCAUGUCUCGAUACGAUCCAAAACGAUCACUUCAAAUGAAGUCAAACUUCUCGAGACAACAAAUCUUUUCGAAGAUAUCUCUGGACAGGACGACCAGAAAUAUGAGCUUGCUGAACGAGAAGAAAAUGAACGCAAGAAAAAGAUCACUCUACUUCAUGAGGUCAACCUGUGUCUGGUCAACCGGGUCGACUUCAAGAAGAUUGAACAUCCAAGCGUUAAAUCCUUCCGAAGUUUAAUUGAGGCUGUAAUCGACUCCGAAAAACCAGAAUUUGUCCUACAGGUUGCUCUUUACGCUCGUCGUUUUUUGAAUAUAAGAAGUGCAUCGAACUUUAUCGCGGCUGUCGCAGCUUCUCAUCCAAAAAGUCGGCAAUUCAUUCGGAAGUAUUUCUCGCCACUCGUUGUCACUCCAUCAGAUUGGAUAGAGAUCGCGGAAAUGAACGAGAAACUAAAUAGUGGCACAAUCAGCACUUCGCUUCGAAAAGCGAUGACAGACAAAUUCCGAGAGUUUGACGAGUAUCAACUGCAGAAACACAAUAAGCGUCCACAGCGGAAGAAAAAGCAACCAGCUGAAAUCGUGUCCGACGAAGAUCCUCCUGCAAAAGUCCAUACACUCAAGAAUCUUAUCAGAACUCUGCAUAUCAAAGAUCCCGCUGAAUAUGUCAUGGGAAUCCUCGGUAAGCGGUACCCGUCGUCAUACGAAGAGUACGCAAAAACGCGACUGACCGAGCCCUACGAUCGCGAACGCUGCGGGGAGAGAAUGAAGCUCAAAACGGCGAUGACUUGGGAAACUGAACUGACUGCGAAGGGAAAUGUUGCUGAAGCGUGGGAAGGUCUUAUCAAGUCGCGUAAGCUUCCAUACAUGGCAGGGCUGCGAAACAUUCGUAAUAUUUUUUAUUGCGGAAUCAACGAUGAGUGUGAUGGCCUUUUCAGGAAAUUUAUAAGCAAUAGAAAUGCUGUUGCAAGAUCGAAGCAGAUGCCUUCUCAAUUCUUCGCUGCAUUUGACAUAAUUCGGGCACUUGAGGAUGAAGUUAAUGAAAUGGAGGAUCAGGCAACCCGCAAUGAAAGAUCUUGGCAAGAUGUCCUGAAGCCAUAUGGUCGCGGUGUCAAAAGAGUUCUUGAUGUAGGAUGGAAGAAGAAAUCCCUUAAAGUUCCGAGUCCUCCAGAGAGUUUUGAAGCGAAAGAAAAUUUCAAGGAAUUUCUUAUAAAUUUAUCGAAACAGCCUACAAAGCCGGUGCCCAAAGAUGACUACCUAGACGACGUGAAUUGGAAAAACUUGCUUGCUUUCUGCAAAGCUGAACACUUUCGUGCGAAAAAUCUGGUCAACCACGUGAAUGUCAAAACGAGCAAACUUUACCACUUGAAAACGGACUUAGCUGUUGGAUCUCAAAUAUGGAAGAAAACAUUAUUGGGAACGAUUAAAAAAUACAAGAUCUGUCUAAAUCAAGCAAUCCUGCACUCAAUUAACAACGUUCCAUCUGUCCCUGGUCGCACUAUUUUCUUUAUAAAAAAACUCAAGAAGGAUGUCCUUCCAGGCAAAGACAAAAAGCCAACUGGUCUCACGGCAGACAAAAACUUCCAAGCUUUGGUGAUGGCUGCUUGUGCAAUCAAAUCUUGCCAAGAUGUUGAUCUUUAUUACUAUGAGGCGGAAAAUCACUUUGACGGAGAUCAUGAAGAUCCCAUUCCAAAAAUCGUAAGCGUCAGUGGAUGCAAUGAGCAAGUCUUGCGAUUUAUUGCCGAGGACAGUAAAUCAGAUGUUAUCAGAGAUAUUGAAGCUUAUCCCUCGCAAUUUGAUGUCCAUCUUGAUGACUUUGAUAAUAAAGAUGAUGCUGCCGGCAAUGGACAAAAUGGAAAACAAAUUUUGAAAGUAUUUAUUUCGUCAACGUAUAUGGACUUAUCCACAGAACGGCAAAGAAUCGUCGACUCUAUCAUACCAGCCUUCAAUAAAACUCGCGAUGACGUAUUCUUGCAGCCGGUUGAUAUUCGAUUUCCUGAAAAUUUCAAGAAUCAGAUUCGUGCUACAACCUUUUGUCUCAAGAAAAUUAUUGAAGCGGAUAUUGUUAUCGGCAUACUUGGAGAGCGCUUUGGUUCUGUUCCCGGCCGACUUUACGAGGAGAUAUUUCCCCCAGCUGGGUUCGACUUUACAAGCUCGUGGGGCGAAGAUAACAAGAAAAUAUCUAUUACAGCAGCUGAAUUACUAACGGCAAAACACUUCAGUAAACCAACGAUCCUGCUGAAAAAACAAAUGCUCUCAAGGGAUCCUCGUCUGGACGAACUUGAAGAAAAACUCGGCUUUUCUACUGUGGAUUUUCAAUAUAUCAGCGAUUUAUCCCAUGAGAUCAUGCAAAACCUUCCAAGUGCUAUCGCUCAAUGCAACAAAAAUCCUCAAAGGAAGAUAAAAGAUGAUGAUAUGGCUUUUCAUGGACGGCAUAUGGUUCUCAAUAGAGCGAAAAGUUGCAUAUUCGAAGGCCAGGUUACUGUUAUUCACGGAACUAAGGAUGCUGGAAAAACAUGUUUGAUGAGGUAUUUAAGAAGAAAAGAGAUUGAAAAGGAAAAAGUAACAGCAUGGUACGAGUGCACCGAUGAAACCACCGUAGAAGAUCUUCUUGACGCUGUGAGAAGUCAACUUGGGGUCGUUGUGAAGCCAAAAGAAGACCCCAAUCUACUCGAAAGCUCGCUCCCUUCAAAUGCUACUAUAUUUAUAGAUAAUGCCCAACAGUUAGAGACAAUCGAGUGGGCAGUUUUGAGUCACAGGGCUACUUCUUCAGUCGUUUUCGGCGUUCAGACUAACACUUUUGCACUUCAGCGUAUAUUCCAGGAUUCCGCCCGUAAUUUCCUGAAUCUAAAACGACUUUCUCCAUCUGAAAAGAAGGUCAUUUUCAACGGUUUCAUAGGAUUCGAAGCGGACAGACGUGUGCAUUCUAAAAUUGAUACCCUCGAAGGAAGCUCAAACGUUGCAUUUAUGAAAAUGCUUGCUGCUGGCCUACGUACUUUUACAAAUCGGAUACCAAUUCCUCAUUUACCCAAGAAUUUCGAUGAGCUUGGACCAUUUAUACUCAAGAUAUCCGAGCCAGUUUAUGGAUAUUUUGCGUAUGCUGCAGCUGGCAUGCUUCUUGAUAAGCCUAUAAACUACGAAGUAUGGCUAAACUCAUUGUACUUAUGGUCUGGUGCUGCGCCCGCUGAUGAGAAAACCAUCCACUUGUAUGCAUCAGGACUGGAGGAGUGGCUGGUUGAUAUCGUCGAUGAUAAAGUUAUGAUAAAAAAAUCUAUUCUCGCCGGACUUUCUUCAGUCGAUAUACUUCAAAAUUUCAAAGAUGGCAUUCUUGAAAGCUAUAUUGAUAUAUUGAAGAACAAUAAAGAGACAAUGACGAGUACUGCACUCGAAAACUUGCCUUCUCUCCUUACUCUUCCUCAAUGCAAGAAAUUUGUCGAUGCGAAGAUAAUUCUGCUCCUUAAAAAACUUGACUUGCUGAAAUCUGUCACAAAGAAGAUCUUGAAGUUCUCGGACAAACAUUUUACAUCUCGAAUGGAGAAGAUUUCGUAUUUGAAUAAUAGAUACAGUGCUGAAAUUGGAAUGAAACAAGCUCUCGUUGAUUGCCAUUUCAAGGACGAAAAUUUAUUUGGCGAUUCUCCCGAAAAUAAGAUCUACGAAGUUAUCGAUUUCUCGGAAACAUUCAACUUCCUGUCCUCACAAGGUGGCCAGAUUAUCUCGUCGAAAGAAGGUUCAAUCUCCAUUUUAUCCGACAGUGGAAAUCUUCUAACUCGUGAUUUUUCAACCGGAGAAGAGACUAUCAAGCAUUUUCCAUUCAGAGGAACGAAUAAAAUAGCGUUGAGUCAAUCCAACGCGAUUGUUGUCGCUCAUGGCAAUAUUUCUAUCUGUAAUGACACUGACUUCAUCGUCCAAAAUGUAGCCAAAAACGGCCACGGAGAGGUAACUGAUAUCGCCGUCGCUCUUUCAGGAGAGAGCUUUGUCACACUACAUGCAGAUACUCGCUGUCUUAAUUUUUGGCGAUCAGAGGAUGGCAAGUUAAUUUGGUCUCAGUUUUUCGAUCACGUUCCAGGGAAGGUAGCACUUUCCGUCGGCGUUGGCAGCACUCCCCAAGAGCCAGGUUAUGAUUUUCAGCGCGUAGCCGUUGGCCUCUGGAAUUCGAGAAUUUACCUCUACAAUGCGAUCGAUGGCUCUUGCGUUGCAAAAAUAGAGACAGAUAUUUCGGCCUCUAUAACUGCACUAUCUUUCGACCAAAGAAAAGAUGAGCUUUUGCUUGCUGUCGGUUACAGUUCCGGUGCUGUGCGAUGGAUGAGCGCCAAGUGUGGCACAGUAACAGCUGAAGCAGUGGAUUCUGCAGAACCCGUCACCGACUUUAUCAUCGGGGAUAGAACCAUUGCCUCCACCACGGGCUCGUCUGUCGCAGUUUGGGACAAACAAUCCGAUCAAGAGACCAUCAAGACGUGUUCCGAUCUUGUCUUCGCGAUGUUCAAGAGCAACUAUGGAUAUGCUUUCGUCUAUUAUAACGGAAACAUUGACUACUGCAAAGGAUCUUCUUUGCACUCAGUUACCUCUACAUUCAGUGGUACAAUUGGCUCUGGCGAUUUCGGAGUGACAGUGAAGAAAGCUGUUUCCUGUGACUUUGAUGUUUGUGGUUUCUGUAUCAUGGUUCAAACAGCAUCUAACGACCUCUAUUUCCUAUCCGAAAAAGAAAAAUUCUUAAGAGCAUAUAACAUUCCUCUGAACCAGCGAGUGCUAGAUCAUCAAAAUGUCUUUCUCACUGAAAGCCGCUCCGGAAACAUACAAGUGAUUAUUUCAGAUGACAAGGGUUUCUCGGUGGAAACAUUCAAGAUUUCAUCUAAAAGAGACUUACGAAGCUUAGAACCUCUGAGAGCUCGCAAGGAAAACUCCUACGACUGUUCGAUUAUUGCUAUCAAACAAAUCGGAAAGUCAAAGUAUCUCCAAGUUUCCUCAAAAUUUGUAACGACGACCCUUAUGGUUACUUCAUUUCCGUUUUACAAAAUGCAGCAGACGACGAAGAACAGUAGUUUUUACCCUCGUAAAAAGAUCAUCGACGCAUGCUUCAACGAGAAACAGUCUACUGAUGUCUCUGCUGCGGUUUGCUACGAAAAUUGCACGGUUUCACUUCUCAAAGAGUCUCCUGAGGGUCUCAAAGAAGUGGUGAACUUCGCUCUGCUCGAAAACCCUUCUCAAAUCAAUCUUUUCGGGAAUUUACUUGCUACAACUAGCGUCAAUGCUGCGCAUAUUUUCUCGCACCGUGGAAAAGUUCUCGCUUCUACAACCUGUCGCGGUUUCCAGAAUGGCUCAGCUCUGGUAUCCGUUAGAGAUAAACCAUUCAAUUGGGAUGAUAAUGAACCUAAACCAGUGGAAUUCAUUGAUCUCGAGGACGUUCUGCUGAUUGGAAGUGAUGGACACUCAAUCAAAGAAUGGCGACCAUCAUCAAGACAGAAAAUCAAGUCUGUCCAUGUUGAGACUUUGCUUACGGCGAAGCAGAAUAAGGAGACAGAAAUUAUUUUCUCCUCCUCUGAUGGAAUUUUCGAAUUGAAUACGAAUGAAAUCAUGAAACAGCGAGUAAAAUCACCAAUAAAGCUCGUAGGAGAAUUCAAGAACGUUGUCUACAUGGUCACAGAGGAUGAAAUUGUCACAGUCACUAAUGGAGAAUGGAAAAUACAGCCUCUCAAGUGCACUCCUUUGAUGGUUUUGAAUGGGAUUCUUGUAUAUUUCCAAAGAAAAGAGAGCCCUGGAAUCCAAUAUCCGAUAAAAGCACUGGAUAUUUUACAAGGAAAAUCAUUGCGCAUCCUUAUAAACUACCAAAAUAACUUCAUGAACUGCAUGACGAAUGAACUCUGGUCAAACACAUUGUCAAUAGAACCCAUUGAGACAUCGGAAGUCGUUGGCACAGAUACCAUAGUCCCGUGGAUGGAGAAAAAUUUAAGGAUCUAUAUUAGAGAGUCAGAUGAUACUCGGACUGUGCGACAUUAUCAAGUCAACCUGAAACAGAAAACUGACAAACUUGAAAUGAUGUUUACAGAAACACCGGCAAAUGCAGUCAACACCGGAGUUGAUGAAGAUGUAACUGAAGAGAUUGAGAUGCCAUUCAUUACUCGAAAGCUCGGAAUCAUCAAAGAUGGAAAGAAGUCAUUACUUAUCGCUAAUGCUUCACGACAUACCGUCUACGUCUACACUUUCUCCGACGACGAUCGACAAACAAAGCUGAUGGCUGAAAUCAUUGUCCAAGAAAAAAUAUCUUCGAUCUCUAUUGAUGCAAAUGCUAAUUUAAUCAUCGCUUUUGCGAAUGGCACAUUUUCACGAGCUAUUCCUCUAUAA
Messenger RNA from Oikopleura dioica, 6846 nucleotides. The record is from the annotation of a GenBank genome assembly. Lineage: Eukaryota; Metazoa; Chordata; Appendicularia; Copelata; Oikopleuridae.